AUGAACUACUUGGUAACGUACCGUCCCCUCGUACGUAAUGGUCGGGGCAAAGUUGCGAUCGCGCGAUAUGGUCUUGCUCCCUACGUGGACGAUUCGUGCCGACGGGAGCCAGACUUUGAAGCGGUGUUUCCAUCGAUUACCGGCAUAUGUCGGGGCGCCAAAUUCGCCCCCCGCCUGUCGGUUUCGGAUACUGUGGUGUACCUGACCGUCAAGGGCAAGUACCCUGACUAUCGUGUUGGUCAUUGGCGUCUGACGGCGGUCCUGCAGGUGGUGAACAGGUUCGAGUCCCACGGGGAUGCGGCUGCUUGGUAUAGAGAGCGGGGGUUGGAGGUGCCCCGCAACUGCAUGGUGCCGGGAAAUCCACCCCUUCCGAUGGAUCAAACCGCGAACCCCCACAAUUACUCCAAUGUCAGGAUUUGGGACGCGGUGUACCGGAGGCGGGUCAGCAAACACAGCGUAUUCCUCGCGUGUGAAUCUCUGUUCCGGGAGUUGCAUGACCCACCGGUAGUAACCAGCGAGAUGCUGAUGGAGUGGUUCGGCCGCAUCCCGGGCACCCAGACCCCGCCACUCAUUAGCGAUCAGCAAUACCGGUGCUUGGCCGCGCUAGCGGGAAUCGAGUAGUACUUGCCAUCCGACCCUGUUGGUCCGGGUGGCAGUA
Geodia barretti is the source of this 658-nucleotide messenger RNA. The record is from the annotation of a GenBank genome assembly. Lineage: Eukaryota; Metazoa; Porifera; Demospongiae; Tetractinellida; Geodiidae.